Molecule: messenger RNA, 878 nt
Organism: Penaeus chinensis
Lineage: Eukaryota; Metazoa; Arthropoda; Malacostraca; Decapoda; Penaeidae
Exons: 7
Coding region: 1-762 (253 amino acids)
Source: RefSeq, a predicted model, not a curated record
AUGCCGACCCAUGAGACUAAAAUCCUGCUCAUGUCGGUUGCAUUGAGAUUAGACCAUGCAAAGCAGAUUGGGGGUCUAAGUUCUGUCUGGCCUGUUGGGGUCUUUCCGAGUUCUGACUACCCCGUUGGGAUCUUUCCCCGCGUGUGGUACCCCGGCUCAACCUAUCCCAGUUCAGGAUACCCAAAGCUGGCUGGAAGAAUCUUAGAUCUUUGCACACCAUUACUGACAGAAAAAGAGCAAGAAGAUCUCAGGUCGCUCUCCCAAGGGAAAACUGUCAUGUUUAGCGAUUCUGACGCGAACCCCGUGAAGGAAGAAGUCAAUAAUCCUACUCUAAAACUGCACGUCUCACGAUGGCCGCAGAAGACCGCGCACUAUAUAAACACCGUGCUUUCGUCAGCUUCCACACUUUCAACAAUGUUACUCUUCAAGCACACGGUUAUCCUCUGCCUCCUGGGUGUGGUGCACUGCCACGGACCGGUCAGCUUCGUUCGGGAGCCCUCGCCGAUGGCCAUGGUCCCGCGGUCCCUGAAGAUCGAGGAUAUCGAGAGAUUCGGCGCAAUGGCCAACGAGGCGGCGAGUGUCAUCGAGAAGCUGACCGGUAUGCUCCACCUGAUUGCCGACCCCUCCGAAGUCCCUGAGCUACGGGAAGGUCUCCUGGGAGAGAAAAUUCGAGCUUCUAUAGAAACCGGAAAAGCUUUCGUGAGACUGAUCGAGACAAUCAAUGCGGCGCUGGAGCCUUAUGUUACCGAAGAGAGGAGGUAGACGGAGUGGGCAGUUCAGCAGUGGCCCGGCAGAUGGCUCUUAUGAGAUCAAGGAUGUCUACUUUGCUUCCUAGACAAUUCUAUCAAUUUGGCCAUGUAAUAAAGCAGAAUAUUAAA